AUGGGAGAAUUCUCAUAAAAGGGGUGAGCGUGACCGGAGAGAGGAAGGUUCGCAGGAAGAAUAUGGUUUUUAAGAUGCAAACUCAGAAUUUAUGCCCACCGGGUGAAUUUACUGUUUCAUUCCAGCUACGAGGUCCAAUUGAUCAUCUAAACUUGUCUUGUAAUUUUGGACCUGACGGAAUUUUUGAAGGUGUUGCGAAGAAAAAACAGCAGGUCCUUUAAGGUGCAGUGACAUAUUUAGAUCAAAAUAUUUCCUCUUUGUAUUAGUACCUCUAUAGUCCAAAGUACUUUGUUUGGAGUUGCAUGUGAAAGUUGUGUCUGUGGCUUUCCCCACUUUUAUAUUAGUCAAACAAGCCAAUUAUAUUAACAAUUAUAUCUGAACCAAUUAAGUAAUCCCGCCAUUUAGGUUCCUGAUAUAUGAACAAUCAUUCUGCAUUGUUUUUGGAAUGUGGACAUAUUUUUUCAUGUUGAGAUUCAUAAAGCUUUUUAUUUUGAAUUAA
This is a messenger RNA of Capsicum annuum, 499 nucleotides long. RefSeq names its product alpha-crystallin domain-containing protein 22.3-like. The record is from RefSeq and is a predicted model, not a curated record. Lineage: Eukaryota; Viridiplantae; Streptophyta; Magnoliopsida; Solanales; Solanaceae. Gene Ontology annotation, cellular component: nucleus.